This is a messenger RNA of Fulmarus glacialis (Northern fulmar), 1310 nucleotides long. It is a transcript of the gene DDX4, whose product is annotated as DEAD (Asp-Glu-Ala-Asp) box polypeptide 4. Gene Ontology annotation, biological process: gamete generation; cell differentiation. Lineage: Eukaryota; Metazoa; Chordata; Aves; Procellariiformes; Procellariidae. Gene Ontology annotation, molecular function: RNA helicase activity; RNA binding; ATP binding. Gene Ontology annotation, cellular component: nucleus; P granule. The record is from RefSeq and is a predicted model, not a curated record. The transcript is spliced from 13 exons. The annotation marks the transcript as partial.
CCUUGAGGAACAGGGAGGAAGAGGAGCGGCAAAUGGCUUAUCCAGAUGAAUAUACAAGGCUAAAAGCUAGCUUCUCUGAAAGACCAAAUGGCCCCUCGUCUGAUUUCAGUCCAAGUGUAGGCUCAUUCGGUGCUGUUGAAAGACCUAACAGAAAUCAGCAUAUGCAGGAUCAUUUUGCAGGGUAUUCUAGGAGUAGAGAUACAGAUGAAUGUCUGAACAGACAGUGUCAACCAGUGAGUAGAUUUGGUAGCAGAAGGAAUUCUGCAAACAGAGGUUUUCAAGAAAGGAACAUUGUAGAAGAUUCUAGUACACAAAAUAGAGGUUUUAAAGGAUUUCCUGGUGGCUUUGGACGAAGUGAGAGUGUUAAAGAUGAGCAAAGAGACAGACCUCAGUCUGGCAUUUUUCUUGGCUCUAGAGGAAGAGGAGUAUUUGGAGGUCAUGCAGCAACUUACAAAGAAUGCAAUGAAGAAAUAGGUUCUGAAAGAGGUCCAAAGGUGACUUAUGUGCCCCCUCCUCCACCUGAUGAUGAACAAGCCAUCUUUGCACGUUAUCAAACAGGAAUUAAUUUUGACAAGUAUGAUGAAAAUGUUGUCGAAGUGUCAGGACUUGACCCUCCAGCACCAUUACUGGCUUUUGAAGAAGCUAACCUCUGUCAGACUUUAAACAUGAACAUUGCUAAAGCUGGAUACUCUAAACUUACUCCAGUGCAAAAGUACAGCAUUCCUAUUAUACUGGCAGGACGGGAUUUAAUGGCAUGUGCCCAGACAGGAUCGGGAAAAACUGCAGCUUUUCUUCUACCAAUUGUGGCCCACAUGAUGAGAGAUGGCGUAACUGCCAGUAGUUUUAAAGAGCAGCAAGAACCGGAAUGUAUUAUUGUUGCCCCAACUAGAGAACUGAUAAAUCAGAUCUUCCUAGAAGCAAGGAAAUUUGUGUAUGGAACUUGUAUAAAGCCUGUUGUGAUCUAUGGAGGUACACAAACAGGCCAUUCAAUUCGUCAGGUAAUGCAAGGCUGUAAUAUACUAUGUGCCACUCCAGGCAGGCUUUUAGACAUCAUUGGAAGAGAGAAGAUUGGUUUGCAAAAUGUGAAAUAUUUGGUGCUAGAUGAAGCGGACCGCAUGCUUGAUAUGGGUUUUGGGUUAGAUAUGAAGAAGCUGAUUUCUUACCCAAGCAUGCCACCAAAAGACAAACGUCAAACACUAAUGUUUAGUGCCACUUUUCCUGAAGAAGUUCAGAGGUUAUGCAAUUCUUAUUUACGUGCUUAAGUGCUAUUUGUUUUCGGUAGUUUUAAAGCUUCCACAAAUGGGUUUAGG